GUGAAAAAUAAUUUUUCUUUGCACAAAUUACGUGGUGGAAGAGAACAAGUCUUGGACAAAAUUUGGGGUUCAUCAGGGACAGACUGAUGGAGAAUUUCUGAUGGACUACUGGAGUAUUGUUCCAACCUCAGUACAGAUAUUUUAGAAGAAUGGCCGCACAAGUCAAUGCACUAGUAACAACAAUAGAUGAUGUUUAUGAUGUAUAUGGAACCUUGGAUGAACUUGAAUUUUUUACUGAUGCCUUUGAAAGAUGGGGUAUCAAUGCAACAGAGCAGCUCCUAGACUAUAUGAAGUUAUGCUUUUUUGCCCUGCACAACUCCAUGAACCAAAUUGCCUCGGACAUUUUUCAGGAACAAGGAAUAAACAUCCUUCCUUACUCAAAGAAAGCGUGGCUGGAGUUAUGUAAAACUUACUUGAUAGAGGCAAAAUGGUACCACCAAGGAUACACACCAUCUUUGCAAGAGUACAUUGAUAAUGCAAUCAUUUCAAUAUCAGCACCUUUAAUAUUGUUGCAUGCUUAUAUUCUUUCUUCAAAUCACAUAACAACUAAGGUCCUACAAUAUUUAGAGGAAGAAUUGCCCAGUAUAAUCCGUUGUUCAUCAAUGGUAUUCAGGCUUGCCGAUGAUUUGGGAACAUCACCGGAUGAAAUGAGAAGGGGUGAUGUUCUAAAAUCCAUUCAAUGUUACAUGCAUGAAACUAGAGUUCUAGAAGAAGAUGCUCAUGAACACAUACAAGAUUUGAUUGACAAAACAUGGAAGAAGAUGAACAAAAAUGAAUUUGAGCCCUUUCUCCUCCCUCAAACUUUGAUUGAAACUGCAAUAAACCUUGCAAGAAUGGCUCAAUUUAUGGACAAACAUGGAGAUGGCCAUAGCUCUCAAGAUGAUGUAAUGAGGCAUCGCAUAUUAUCAUUGCUCAUCAAUCCUAUCCCAUUGCCUCGCCCUUAGGAAUCACAUGUUACUGCCUAAGCUUAUGUAUUUUCAUUCUUAAAUUUUUAUGUCAAAUGUAUUUUAGGGGCUUAAACUGACAAACUUUCUGUAGUAAAGGGCUUUAAAUCUU
Rubroshorea leprosula is the source of this 1056-nucleotide messenger RNA. Lineage: Eukaryota; Viridiplantae; Streptophyta; Magnoliopsida; Malvales; Dipterocarpaceae. The record is from the annotation of a GenBank genome assembly.